AUGGCCGCCGCAGUUUCCACCGUCGGUGCCAUCAACAGAGCUCCGUUGAGCUUAAACGGGUCAGGAGCAGGAGCUGCUUCAGUCCCGGCUACAGCCUUCUUGGGAAAGAAAGUUGUGACAGCGUCAAGAUUCCCACAGAGCACCAAGAAGAGCAAGGGAUCAUUCAAAGUGUUUGCAGUGGAUGAAGAGAAACAAACCGAAGGAGACAGAUGGGCUGGACUUUACUACGACACAUCUGAUGAUCAGCAAGACAUCACCAGAGGCAAAGGUUUGGUUGACUCUGUCUUCCAAGCUCCCAUGGGAACCGGAACUCACCACGCUGUCCUCAGCUCCUACGAGUACAUCAGCCAAGGCCUCAGGCAGUACAACUUGGACAACAUGAUGGAUGGAUUCUACAUUGCUCCUGCUUUCAUGGACAAGCUUGUUGUCCACAUCACCAAGAACUUCUUGACUUUGCCUAACAUCAAGGUUCCACUUAUUUUGGGUAUUUGGGGAGGCAAAGGUCAAGGUAAAUCCUUCCAGUGUGAGCUUGUCAUGCAAAAGAUGGGCAUCAACCCAAUCAUGAUGAGUGCCGGAGAGCUUGAGAGCGGGAACGCAGGAGAGCCAGCUAAGCUGAUCCGUCAAAGGUACCGUGAGGCAGCAGACAUGAUCAAGAAAGGAAAGAUGUGUUGUCUCUUCAUCAACGAUCUCGACGCUGGUGCGGGUCGUAUGGGUGGCACAACGCAGUACACUGUCAACAACCAGAUGGUUAACGCGACGCUCAUGAACAUUGCUGAUAACCCAACGAACGUCCAGCUCCCAGGGAUGUACAACAAGGAAGACAACGCACGUGUCCCCAUCAUCGUCACCGGUAACGAUUUCUCCACUCUCUACGCACCUCUCAUCCGUGACGGACGUAUGGAGAAGUUCUACUGGGCCCCGACCCGUGAGGACCGUAUCGGUGUCUGCAAGGGUAUCUUCAGGACUGACAAGAUCAACGACGAAGACAUUGUCACGCUUGUUGACCAGUUCCCUGGCCAAUCCAUCGAUUUCUUCGGUGCGUUGAGGGCGAGAGUGUACGAUGAUGAAGUGAGGAAGUUCGUUGAAGAGCUUGGAGUGGAGAAGAUCGGAAAGAGGCUAGUGAACUCGAGGGAAGGAGCUCCAGUGUUCGAGCAACCGGAGAUGACACUUGCGAAGCUUAUGGAAUACGGAAACAUGCUUGUCAUGGAGCAAGAGAACGUCAAGAGAGUCCAACUUGCUGACCAAUACCUCAACGAAGCUGCGUUGGGAGACGCAAACGCUGACGCCAUUGGCCGCGGAACUUUCUACGGUAAAACCGAGGAAAAGCAGCCCAGCAAGUAA
Molecule: messenger RNA, 1341 nt
Organism: Microthlaspi erraticum
Lineage: Eukaryota; Viridiplantae; Streptophyta; Magnoliopsida; Brassicales; Brassicaceae
Source: the annotation of a GenBank genome assembly